AAGAGAAGAACUACCAACCCACCAAACAUAACUCAUUCAAUUCGUCGACUUUGGGAAGCGUCAACCACCGUGUUGCCGUAGAACAUAAAACCCGACAUUUUCUAGUGCGCAUGUUGACAUUUUUAAGUUUGGACAAGACGGGGUCAACUAGUACAACCAACAUAUACUCUUGGUAAACGAAGUUAUCUUCAACGACAGAACGAAUGUUCACCUGAUUUACUCAACAAGAUCAAUCACUUCUUUCUGACAGGGUUUCAGAUCUUUAUUCAUCCCAUAAUAGCCGAGAACGUCAAGAAACAUGGAGCUGCGAGAAAAAAGAAGUCUUGAUAUAUUUUUCGGGUUUUUGGUGUUGAAUCUUUUCUGGGCUGGAGUUGAAUCUCAAUGUAGUAAAGGGUGUCAAGCAUUAGCUUCUUAUUACAUAUGGGAGGGAGCAAACCUCACUUUCAUAUCUACAACCUUUUCAACCCCUGUUAACAAUAUUGUUCGCUACAAUCCUCAAAUCACCAAUCCAGACCUCAUUCGGUCCGGCACCAGGUUGAAUGUGCCCUUCUUUUGUGGUUGUAUAAAUAGUGAGUUUAUGGGUCAUCACUUUAUCCAUCAGAUCAGGGCUGGUAACACUUACCUAAGGUUAGCAGAACUGUAUUACUCUAAUCUUACCACAGUCGAAAUGUUGACAAGGUUCAACAGUUAUCCACCUGAAAGCCUCCCUGCUGGUGCACAGUUGAAUGUUACGGUAAAUUGUUCGUGUGGGAAUAGCCGUGUUUCGAAAGCUUAUGGAUUGUUCAUAACGUAUCCUCUUCGGCCCGGUGAGAGUUUGUCAUCAGUAGCAAAUGAAUUUAGCCUCCCUGAGAGGCUGCUGCAGGAUUACAAUCCUGGUGUGGAUUUUAGCAGUGGGAGUGGUUUAGUUUUCGUUCCUGGAAGAGAUCAAAAUGGAACGUACCCCCCAUUGCCGUCAAGUUCAAGCGCAGGCAUCUCCGGUGGACUCAUUGCCGGCAUAUCAGUUGCGGCCGUCAUAGGGGCAAUAUCUUUGGGAGUGUGCGUCUAUUUUGUCUUCUAUAGAAGGAAAAAGGCGAAAGAGGAAUCAUUUCUCGAGAACGUCCAAAGCAUCGAGAAUGCACAUGGUCUUGGUAUAAUGGAAAAAACACCAGAACCGGGUCCACUAGUUGCUAGUGCAUCUCCAAAGCUCAAAGGUAUAACCGUGGAUAAAUCAGUGGAGUUCACAUUUGAAGAAUUAGCUGUGGCUACUGACAAUUUCAGCAUGUCUCAUAAGAUCGGGCAAGGUGGCUUUGGUUCUGUAUACUAUGGGGAGCUAAGAGGCGAGAAAGCUGCUGUCAAGAAAAUGGACAUGCAAGCAACCAAGGAAUUCCUGGCUGAACUCAACGUUUUAACGCACGUCCAUCAUGUAAACUUGGUGCGUUUAAUAGGAUACUGUGUUGAGAGUUCCUUGUUUCUAGUUUACGAGUACAUUGACAACGGUAACCUCAGCCAACACUUGCGUGGUAAAGUAACAGAACCAUUACCAUGGUCCAGGAGGUUGCAAAUCGCCCUUGAUUCUGCUAGAGGACUUGAAUACAUACACGAGCACACAGUUCCAGUCUAUAUUCAUCGUGACAUCAAGUCUGCAAAUAUUCUAAUAGACAAGAACUUCCGUGCCAAGGUUGCUGAUUUUGGUCUUACCAAACUGACUGAAGUGGGGAGUGCUUCUUUGCAAACUCGUCUUGUCGGGACUUUUGGAUACAUGCCUCCAGAGUAUGCACAGUACGGUGAUGUUUCCCCCAAGAUUGAUGUGUACGCUUUUGGUGUUGUUCUUUUUGAAUUAAUAUCUGCCAAAGAAGCAAUUGUAAAGACCAAUGAAGUUACAACAGAAUCAAAAGGCCUCGUUGCUCUGUUUGAGGAUGCUUUUAACGAACCUGAUCAAACAGAAAGUCUGCGGAAACUGGUGGAUCCUGGGCUUGGUGAUGAUUAUCCUUUUGAUUCAGUCUCCAAGGUGGCUCAUCUUGCCAAAGCUUGCACACAUGAAAAUCCUCAACUCAGGCCAAGCAUGAGAUCAAUUGUAGUUGCACUAAUGACACUCUCGUCUUCGACUGAGGAUUGGGACAUCGGCUCGUUCUAUGAAAACCAAGGUUUAGUCCACCUGAUGUCGGGACGGUAGCCACCCGUUAUUUUUUCGAUUAUUAUUUUGUUUAUUAUGUUUGUUCCACUGUUGACUAGUUUGAACACCCUGAUAACAUACCACUUUAAUCUGUAUAUUUCUUGAUAAUGGAUGAAAUGGGAUUUUAGAUAGAUUCCUUCUA
Sesamum indicum (sesame) is the source of this 2294-nucleotide messenger RNA. It is a transcript of the gene CERK1, whose product is annotated as chitin elicitor receptor kinase 1. The record is from RefSeq and is a predicted model, not a curated record. Gene Ontology annotation, molecular function: transmembrane receptor protein kinase activity; ATP binding. NCBI's taxonomy places the organism in Eukaryota, Viridiplantae, Streptophyta, Magnoliopsida, Lamiales, Pedaliaceae. Gene Ontology annotation, biological process: innate immune response; protein phosphorylation.